AACAUGGAUAACGAGAUUGAUGUUCCUCCUUUCUUUCUCUGCCCCAUUUCGUUAGAAAUCAUGAAGGAUCCAGUGACAGUUUCCACAGGCAUAACCUACGAUAGAGAGAGCAUUGAGAAAUGGCUCUUUUCUGAGAAAAACAAGACAUGUCCUGUCACAAACCUACCUCUUCCUCUGCUCUCAGAUUGCACUGAUCUCACCCCAAAUCACACCCUUCGUAGAUUGAUUCAAGCAUGGUGUACAAUGAACUCUUCUCACGGCAUUCAAAGGAUUCCAACUCCCAAACCUCCAGUCAACAAAAACACCAUAGAAAAACUCCUCAAAGAUGCUUCUGACAAGCCUCAGUUGCAGAUCCAAUGCUUAAGAAGCCUCAAAUCCAUUGCUUCUGAGAGUGAAACAAAUAGACGCUGCAUCGAAUCCUCUGGUGCUGUUCAUUUCUUAGCAUCAUUGGUAAUCAACAACAUCAAAGAAUUAGAGUCUUGCCUAGAUGACGAUGAUGAUGUGUUUGACUUGAAAACAAGCGCAGGUGAUGAUGCUUUAUGCAUCCUCCAUAGUCUAAAUUUAUCAGAAACUGGGUUGAAGACCCUUUUAGGCUUCAAAGAUGGAGAAUUUAUGAACUCCUUAACAAGGGUCAUGCAAAGGGGAAUCUAUGACUCACAAGCUUAUGCAGUUUUAUUGAUGAAAUCUAUGUCUGAAGUGGCUAAUUCUGUUGACAUAGUUAAUCUAAGAAAUGAGUUGUUCAUUGCAUUAGUACAUGUCCUUAAAGACCAGAUUUCCCAUAAGGCAUCAAAAGCUACACUACAAACACUGAUUCAACUCAGUCCUUGGGGGAGAAACAGGAUCAAAGCAGUGGAAGCAGGAGCAAUUCCAGUUUUGAUUGAACUUCUUCUUGAUUGUAAGGAAAGAAAGCCUUGUGAGAUGAUGCUAGUGCUCUUGGAGACUUUGUGCCAGUGUGCAGAUGGAAGAGCUGAACUUUUGAGCCAUGGUGCAGGGUUAGCCAUUGUGUCAAAGAAGAUUCUGAGGGUUUCUACAAUGGCAAAUGAUAGGGCUGUGAAGAUUCUAUUGUCCAUAUCAAGGUUCUCUGCAACACCAAGUGUUGUUCAAGAAAUGCUGCAACUUGGUGUGGUGGCAAAACUUUGUUUGGUCCUUCAAGUUGAUAGUGGAAGCAAGGCCAAGGAGAAAGCAAGAGAGAUUCUCAAAUUGCAUGCUCGGUCUUGGAGGAAUUCUCCUUGCAUACCAAGCAAUUUGCUUGCUUCAUACCCAACAAGUGUAUGA
Molecule: messenger RNA, 1275 nt
Organism: Gastrolobium bilobum
Lineage: Eukaryota; Viridiplantae; Streptophyta; Magnoliopsida; Fabales; Fabaceae
Product: E3 ubiquitin-protein ligase PUB22-like
Exons: 1
Coding region: 4-1275 (423 amino acids)
Biological process (GO): protein ubiquitination
Molecular function (GO): ubiquitin protein ligase activity
Source: RefSeq, a predicted model, not a curated record